Aegilops tauschii subsp. strangulata is the source of this 639-nucleotide messenger RNA. Lineage: Eukaryota; Viridiplantae; Streptophyta; Magnoliopsida; Poales; Poaceae. The record is from RefSeq and is a predicted model, not a curated record.
AUGGCCGGCCCAUCGGGAAUUUUGUUUUUGCUCGUCAUUGCAAUGCCCGCAUUUCUAGCCCUCGCCGACACUCCUCACCCAUACUGUGACCGUCCAUGCCAAAAUGAGCUUAGCUUGCACAUGUACCUGCACCAAUUUGUUGCUGGUCCAAACUGCCCAAACCGCAAUGAAGAAUUUGUCUUAACCCCAGGUUAUCCUCUUGGUUUUGGCACAACCCUCAUCCAUGAUUGGACCCUAACCAAUACAGUGAAUCCCAGCGAUACUAUUAUUGCACGCGCACAAGGCACACAUAUACAGGCGAGUAGAACCAAUGCUAACGGUUGGUACAUCUCUCAAAACAUAGUUUUUCAGAGUGGAAGGUUUGCUGGAUCUACACUUCAGGUGAUGGGGACUUUAACUAAGCAAAGUGAGGGACAGUGGUCCGUUAUUGGAGGGACUGGAGAAUUUACUAAGGCGCAUGGUACUAUAAAGUACAAAAUGGACCCUGCCUCUAACAUCGAGGACGGUAUUAGAGAGCUUGAUAUUCAUCUAAUAUACACCCCAAAUUACCCACAAGCUACUCACUCUGGUACACCACCUCUUGCAAAAUUGUUGGGUGGCUGUCAUGCGGUCGAUAAUUGUUGCUGCAAGAAAUACUGA